Messenger RNA from Melozone crissalis (California towhee), 6372 nucleotides. Its product is annotated as mycocerosic acid synthase-like. The record is from RefSeq and is a predicted model, not a curated record. Lineage: Eukaryota; Metazoa; Chordata; Aves; Passeriformes; Passerellidae. The transcript has 6 exons. Gene Ontology annotation, molecular function: phosphopantetheine binding; fatty acid synthase activity. Gene Ontology annotation, biological process: fatty acid biosynthetic process.
AUGCAUAAUUGCAGGACUGGACUGAGAGUGCUUCUGUCUUGUGCAGCCCCGGAGAUGGAGAUCGAGACUGCAGAUGAAGUUGCUAUUGUUGGAAUAGCAUGCAACUUUCCUGGAGGAGAUGGAAUUGACAAUUUCUGGAAGGUCCUGGUGGAAGGCAAAAACUGCACCGUAGAAAUCCCCCCCGAGAGGUUUAAUACCAAGGAGUGGUAUGAUGCAGAUGGUAACAAGCCAGGAAAAAUAUGUACAACACGAGCUGCUCUUCUGGAUGAAUUUAAUUCAUUUGACAACCACCUGUUUGGGAUUAAUAAUAUGGAAGCAGAACGCAUGGAUCCACAACAGAAAUUACUGAUGGAGUGCACAUACAAAGCCCUGGAGGAUGCAGGAGUCCCUGUGGAAUCUAUCAGUGGCUCCAAAACAGGUGUUUUUAUUGGCCUCAUGAAUCGAGACUAUGAAAUCAUGGCCAGCAGAGCUGUGAAUGAAAUAAAUCAUUAUGAUGGUACUGGAACAGCAAUGAGCAUUGCUGCCAACAGGGUCUCUUUCACAUUUAAUCUGACUGGACCAUCUCUGACUGUCGACACUGCGUGUUCGUCUUUUCUUUUUGCUCUGCACUAUGCCUUGCGAGCCAUUAAAUCAGGAGACUGUGAGGCAGCAAUCUGUGGUGGGGUGAACUGCAUCAUUCACCCCCGCACCUUUGUAUCUCUCACUAAAGCCAAAAUGAUCUCUCCAGAGGGCAUAAGCAAACCCUUCUCCAAAAAAGCAGAUGGCUAUGGAAGGGGAGAAGGCUGUGGUGUUGUUUUCCUCAAACCACUGAAAAAGGCAAAGGAAGACUACAACAAAAUCUGGGGCGUGAUAAACAUCAGUGCAGUCAAUCAGAAUGGCAAGUCUAUAACUCCAAUCACGAGACCGUCUCAAAUAGAGCAAGAGAAGUUACUGCAUAGCAUUUAUGGAAGUCGUGUUGAUCCCUCAGUUGUGCAGUACAUUGAAGCCCAUGGCACAGGAACUGCUGCUGGAGAUCCUACAGAAGCUGAAAGCCUGGGUAAUGUCAUUAGCAAAAAGAGGUCUUCCCAAGUUUCCAUUCUGAAAAUCGGUUCAGUGAAAGGAAAUAUUGGACACACUGAAUCAGCUGCUGGAGCAGCCGGGUUAAUCAAAGUGCUCCUGAUGAUGCAUCAUGGGAAGAUUGUUCCAUCCUUGCAUUACUCAAAGGAGAUGAGCAGCAUCGAUACGGAGAAAUUAAACCUUGCUGUUGCCACAGCUGUAGAGCCCUGGGAAGAAUCCAGUGAGUAUGGAAGAGUAGCUGGCGUCAACUGCUUUGGAUUUGGAGGAACCAAUGCUCAUGUUGUAGUCAGGCAGGUGAAGCAGCCAGAGCCUCUUCCUGCCUUUAAGAAGCCCCUGGAAUUAGUUCUGCUGUCAGCAGCAUCCCCUAAGUCCCUUCAGAUGACAAUGGCCGACACAGCUGAGCAGCUGAGCGCAAGGAACUCCGUAACUCUCCCAAGCCUGGCCUAUACCUCUGCCUGCAGAAGAAGCCACGCCAGCUACAGGUACCGAAAAGCAUUUGUCACAAAUUCCCUCCAACACUUGCAGCAAGAGCUGAGGUUGGCAGCGAGCACGGAACCUGCCAUAUCCAAAGCGGAACCACAGCUGGUGUUUGUGUUCUGCGGCAACGGCGUCACGCUGAAGGAGUUCAGUGAGGCACUGCUGAGCUCAGAGCCGGUGUUCAGAGAGAAGUGUAAGGAAAUAGAAGACCUUUUUCAGCAGCACGCUGCCAUCAGCCUCCUGCCAGCAAGAAAUCAUAGCCCAAAGGACUUGUUGAAUCCAGAGCUUUGUCAGCCCUUGCUGUUUGCCCUGCAGGUUGCUGUAGCUUCCCUCCUGAAGCACUGGGGUAUCAAACCUGUUGCUGUUGUUGGCCACUCGGUGGGGGAAGUUGCUGCUGCACACAUUGCUGGGUACCUGUCCCUGGCAGAUGCUGUCAAAGUGAUUUAUCACCGGAGCAGGCUGCAGGCAAAGACUCCCAGCGGCAGAAUGCUGGUGGUUGGAAACAUCCCCGUUGAAGAGAUUGCUGAACGCCUGCACCCCUACUCAGGAAAGGUGUGCAUUGCUGCUUUCAACAGCCCCAUUUCCUGCACCUUGUCUGGGAGCGUAGAGGCUGUGGAAGCUGUCCGGAGAGAGUUAGCUGAAGCUUUCAGACAGAGGAACAUCUUUCUUCAUGUUUUAAAUGUUCCAGCUGCGUACCACAGCCCCAGCAUGGAUAUGAUACUCGGGGAGCUGGAGGAGCAGAUAGAGCCUUUGGAAAAGCAGAAGGGGGAAAUGGAAGUGAUUUCAACACUGACUGGCGUGGCUGCAUCUGAAAAUGACUUUUCUCAGGGCAAAUUCUGGGCACAGCAUACUCGUGAGCCUGUUGCUUUCACACGAGCCAUCCAAACUGCAGCCAGAGGCAGGGAAAACGUGGUGUUUGUGGAAAUAAGUCCUCACCGAGCACUGCAGCGAAGCAUAAAAGAAACGCUAGGGAAAGGCACAAAGGUCUUGUCCUCUUUGCAAACAGAUGCAGAAUAUCAGACGCUCUUCACCCUGGUAGGAAAUCUGUUUGAACUGGGAUUUAAUCCCAACUGGCAGCACUUUUAUAAUGGGUAUCAAAGUGUUCCUGUGGCCAUUCCACGAUAUCAAUUUGAUCGCCAAAAACUCAUGAGCCUGGAUAUCCCUCAACAUGCAAGCCGAAGCGGUGUCAGCGCCAGUCAUUCUUUGAUUUACGGCAUAAACAGUGACAACUUGGAGUUUGGCUGCCUGGUGUCCCAGGAGACGACACCGUACUUAUAUGAGCACAAGAACAAUGGGGUGGCCUUAGUCCCUGGUGCUUUCUAUGUGGAGCUUGGUCUGGCCUCUGUGAUGAGCAGCUCAGAACCCAAAGUGCCUCUGAGCACUUGCCAGCUGAGUAUCAGUUUUUCUGCACCGUGUGUUCUUACACAGAAUUCCCAAGUGCUGAGUAUCAAGCUGAGUCCGCAUAAAGCCAUGACAACCUUUGAGGUUCUCUCUUCCUCCAACGCAGUUUAUGCUGCUGGCCAAGUGGCCAAGGGGCUUGAAGGUGUGGUGGAAGAAAGCAGCAUCUCCUUGCAAGCCAUCUAUCAAAGAUGUAAGUCAGUGAUUAGCAGAGAGGAGCUUUAUGAAGCACUGUCUCAGGUUGGCUUUCAGUAUGGCUCCAUAUUCAGGCAGCUCAGUGAUGUGCAUUAUUGCCAGGAGCUAAAGGAAGCUAUAACAAGCAUAAAGGUGAAUGAGGAGACCGCCAGAGACAUGUACAGCUACUGUAUCCACCCAGUGCUGCUCGACUGCUUUCUGCAGAUGACUGCUGUCCUGACCUCAAGGACGCUCCACUCCAGAGCAGGCUUUCCUUCAGGGAUAGGCAGCCUGGUGGUGCUCCGCCCGCUGCAGGAGGAAAUGAUGAUAUACAUGAGAAUGAGCAAAUCCACUGGGAACUGCCUUGAGGUCUGUGGGUGCUUUGUGGACAAACACGGCUCUGUUUUGGCCGAGCUCAAGCGCGUUGCCAUCACUUUCAUGAGGGAAUCGUCUUCCAGAGACAAUGAGUUUCUGUUUCAAAACAAAUGGAAAGAAGUCUCUCUUUCACAGACAAUUGGACAUCUGGGGUUUAAGCCCAGAGUCCUUGUGUUUGCAGACAAAUUUGGGAUAGCUGAGCAGCUCAAAAAACACUUGCAUCCUGCUUCGACAUAUGUUAUGUAUGAAGGCUGGGAUUGCCUCGUGGAAGGUGAUGCACAGAACAAAAUGAGAGCAGAGGUUAAGGAUUACGAUGAAAUUCUCUUCCUCUGGGGAAUCCAAAAGUUGAAUGAAGAUUCCUCGAGGAAAGCAGUAGAUCAGUUGGCAAAGUGCUGCGAAGCCUAUCGCCAGGUAGUGGUGGCACUAAGAGAGAAGAGGUCUCGCUGCUCCAUCAGAGUGAUCACCUACAGAACAACAGAGAGAUAUGUGGACCACAUUAACUGUGGGUUUGCAUUGUAUGGCAUGACCAGAGCCUGUAUUGUUGAAUUUCCAGAAAUCACAUUUCAGUUGAUUGACCUCAGCUCCUCCACUUCCCUGGACAUCUCAGUGUUAGCAGAUGUUCUUAUCAAGUACAAAGGUGGGGACUAUCCAGAAGUCUGCAUCAGCCAGGGAAGAAUUUAUGUGUCCGAAAUCAGACGCACACCUUUUGUAGAUGCAGAUUACAUCCAACCCGUAAGAUCACUCCAGAAAUCACAAUCAUUCACUUUGUACACUUCUGAUCCCUACACAGCAAAAGACUUGUCUGGGGAAUUAUCCAGUGGCACUGCAACUCAGCUUGACAAACAGAGUGUUGAAAUUCAAGUGGAUAAAAUUUGCUUGCACUCAGAAGAUUAUUUUCCCAUUAGUGUUUCUAGCUGUAACUUUGGUAAUACACUGUAUUGGAACUCCCAGGCAGGGGACAGACACAGGCUUCUAGCACUUGAUUUCAGUGGCACAGUCACUGCAACAGGCAGUGAUGUGAAAAAAGUGAAAGUGGGAGAUCACGUGGUUUCAUGUUAUCCCACUGCUGCAUCAUCCAGAGUUCAGAUUCCAGGAACAGUUUGUUUCCAUGCAAGGAAAUUCCCAUUCCUCCAGAAUGUCCCUUGUGUGUCAUACUUCAUCAUUGCAUGGGAAAUCUUCACUCAGAGGUUACCCAAAGGAAAACAUGGCAGAACAUUGGGUAUUAUUACUACAGAGCCAUCCUCAGUUCUGUGCCACGUGCUUUCUGCAGCAGCAGAAGAGAUGGGUUGGAGAACAGUCCUUGCAAAGCCCACUCCUUAGAUGUGUCAAUUUAUCAACCGGUGCAGUGCCCUUAUUAUUCUUCCUCCAGUCAACAGACUGUCUCAGGAGGACCUGGCCCACAUGUCCUUUCUUAAAGAUGUGGUGAUCGUGUGUGGCAGGCAACAGUCAGAAUGCAUCCAGAAUGUCAGUGAAAUUGAUCAUGAAAACGUCAGCUUUCAUAUCCUUGCCGUUGCCCGCCUUUUCCAGAAAGCACCUCUAAAGGAAGUGCAGAAGACCGUACAUGCCUGGAUCAGUUCCAUGAAUAUGAAACGGCUUAGAAAUCUUUCAGGUUCUGUUUUUCAGCAGACUGAGAAUUUUGAAGGGCUAAAUUCUGUGAUGUCCUAUUUCACCUGCACUUCUGUCCCCCUUGCUGUCCUGAGAAGGCAGAAGGACAUCAGUGUGCUUUCAGAUAUCCCAUUGUACGAGCCCCAGAAGCAGCUGUUCAAGCAGAAUGCUGUUUAUGUAGUAGUUGGGGGGCUCACUGGACUUGGCUUUGAAACAGUGAAAUUCAUAGCUGAGAACGGGGGAGGGUGUAUUGCAAUUCUGUCCAGGAGAAUUCCCAGCAGUGAGAAGCAAGAAGAGUUAAGGGCUUUGCAGCAGCAGUACAAAGGGAGCAAAGUAGUGUCUGUGCAGUGUGAUGUGACUUUGAGCAGCGAUGUUGAGAAAGCUUUCCAGUCCAUUGCCACCACCUUUGUGGGGAGUCCCAUCAAAGGGGUGUUCCAAAGUGCUGUUGCUAUACACGACGGCCACCUUGAAGUGCUGAAGCUGGCUGACUUCCACAAAGUGCUGAGCCCAAAAGUAGCAGGGACCCUAAAUCUUCACUGGGCUACCAGAGACCAGGAGCUUGACUACUUUGUGUGCUACUCCUCUGUUGCUUCCUUUCUGGGCAAUGCCACCCAGACAAACUAUGCAGCUGCAAACUCUUUCCUGGAUCUCUUCUGCCUCUACAGGAGGAACUGUGGGCUCUCAGGCCAGGCCAUUAACUGGGGUGCUUUGAACCUCGGCAUUCUGCUCAACCAAGACCUCAUUCAGAGCAUUCUGGAAUCCAAGGGCGUAGACAUUCUGCAAGUGCAUGAAAUUCAUGACUAUCUCAGGAAGACCUUACUUAUAAACAACCCGCAGCAAUCUGUUGCCAAAUUGAACUUUCACACUUUGUAUCAUCAUGUUUUUCGUCAGAUUAUUUCUCUCAAAAGUCGCUUUGUAACACUUAUGUCAGAAGAUUACAUGAACAAGAUGGAAACAGCUGAGGAAGCUGAAGUCCCUGAGACUGCCUUUCUCAAAUCUGAGGACUACAUCACCUCACUGGUGAGUGACCUCACAGGAGUGAAUGCAGAUGAACUAACCAUGGAUACGCCACUUUCGUCUUUGGGCAUGGACUCUAUGUUGGCCAUGACAAUUCAGAACCGUGUCUUUCGGGAGAGAAAGGUGGACAUACCCGUUGUGAAACUGCUUGAUCCUCACACAACUCUGUCAAGUUUAGUGGCGGUGUUCGAAGAAACAAGCGAUGCAGAUGGAACAGCUGGAAAGAAGAAUGCUGUGAUUGAAAGUGCAGAAAAUGGGAGCUGGCUAUAG